AUGCCUUCUCCACCUGCGAGAGCCCGGAAGCCCAGCAUGUCUCCCGCGUCCACGGGACCCUCGGUGCCCGCAGCGUCUCCCAGUCCUCCUGCCUCCUUGAAGGGCACCAAGUCGGCAAUGCCCAACAGCUCCUCGGUGUCCACCUAACCUCUGACCGCCCCUAACCUGGUCACGAGCCCAAGCAGCUCCAAAUCUCCCAAAUGGGCAAGUACAAAGGCAGCCCCUUCUAACCAGCCCAGCAACGAGUCCCGAGUCCACGGCACGGCCCGAACGCCUAGCAAAGCCAGCACUGACACCAGGGCCAGCAAAGCCAGCAAGGCCAGCAGGGUAAGACGCCCCCGGCGCAGAGGCACCCACAGCCGGGGCAGAACUCCCGGCAGAAGGGGAAGCCGCAGCUCCAAGAGGUCAGCCAACGGGGCCAGCGCUCCCAGCAGGAUAGGAACUAAUGGUGCCAGACCAGGUAUGCCCAGCAGGGUGAGAACUCCUACUUCCCUGCAAAAACGGAGUGGGGGGAAGAGUGGCAGCCAGCCGAGAACCAACAACCGGGAAGGGAGUGCCGGCCGGCCUAGAAAUGCGAGCAGAAAGAGGAGCUACAGCCCCCCAGGAGCCUUGGUUAUGGGGAGGAGUUCCAGCCUGGCUGGAACCCCCAGCAGGGCAAAGAGCUAUAGCCCCACGAGAACUCCCUUCGAGGAGAAAGGUUACUGCCCGUCUCCGUCACCAUCGAGGACGGCGAAGGGUUAUAGUCAGAUGAUCACCCCCAGCAGGGGAUGGAGUUACAGCCCUACUGAAGUGUUCAGCAGGGUCGAGAGUUACAACCAAGGUAGUGCACCCAGCAGGCCCCAAAGUCACAGCCAGUCUAGCACCCCCAGCCAGCCCCGAAGUCGCAGCCGGUCUAGAAUGCCCAGAAGGGCAAGAAGUCGCAGGAGGGAGAGAAAUCAUAGCAGGGCAAGAAGUCGUACCCAGAAGGGAACUCCCAGUCAGAUAGGAAGACAUAGCCACUCUAGAAUCUGCAGCAAGGGGAAAAGUUAUAACCAAUUUAGAACCCCCCAAAAGGGAAGAUGUUACAGCCAGUCUAGAAGCCCCAGCACGGAGAGAGGUCACAGACGAUCUAGAACCCACAGCAAGGAGAGAGGUCGCAGAUGGUCUAGAAGCCCCAGCAAGGAGAGAGACCACAGCCGAUCUAGAACACCCAGAAGAUAG
Molecule: messenger RNA, 1200 nt
Organism: Balaenoptera musculus (blue whale)
Lineage: Eukaryota; Metazoa; Chordata; Mammalia; Artiodactyla; Balaenopteridae
Gene: SRRM5
Product: serine/arginine repetitive matrix 5
Source: RefSeq, a predicted model, not a curated record